AGUCAUAUAUAAAAAAUUAUUGACAGCAUAGAAUGAUCAUCAUGACCGAUCUAAUGGCUUAACUAUCCUGACUGUAAUUAUUGGUUGACAGUGCAGGCUUGUCUUUAUUGCUUGACUUUAUACGUUGUGUAAGCUGGCUUAGACUUACUUGUUGCUUUGUUCCAGUAUCACCUAUGUACCAGCCGAAUAUCUGGAGGAAUACAGGACCAGCUUGGGUGAGCAGACAGAAGAAACCUGUGAUGGUACCCAUUCAACCUGUGGAGAGAUUCCUGAACUUCCAGAACGAGAAGAUGGGGAAGGGGAAGAAAGUGAACUACAGAAUGCUGCUUACAACAACUGGAACCUACCAAGAAGAGUGGAGCUGUACCGUGAGCCGGGUAAAUCCCUGGGCAUCAGUAUCGUUGGAGGCAGAGGGAUGGGGAGCCGGCUCAGUAAUGGGGAAGUGAUGAGAGGAAUCUUUAUCAAGCAUAUUCUUGAGGACAGCCCUGCAGGAAGAAAUGGAACCUUGAAAACAGGGGACAUGGUAGUUCAGGUGGAUGAAAAUGAUCUUCGCGAUUCCAGUCAUGAGCAGGCAGUGGAAGCUAUCCGCAGGGCAGGAAAUCCUGUCGUCUUCCUGGUGCAGAGCAUUGUGCACAGACCAAGGCCUGAUUCUUUCUGUAGCCCUUCAUCAUCUCCUCUUAUAGGUUCAAAUCCUUCAGCCACACACUCUUUAAUCCAUCAUCCAUCUAAGAAGCCGCCAUUGCCUUUCCUGCAGUUAAAUCCUUUGCGUGAACCAGCCUUCAGUAUUACUAAUCCGUUUGCUGCCUCCUUUCAGACACCCCUUUUUCAGACUGUGACGGAUGAAUCACAUGAUGAGAAUACAUUGCCAAUACCAAAAUUAAUGAUCAAAAAUCCCUCUAAUGAAACUGAAGGAAAGGGAUCUGAGAGUCACAGUAGACUUUUACUCCGCCUCUCCCCAACUAACCCUUUUGCUCCUACUCCGUUUAAGGCGCCAAAUCGUUUGGAUUUACAGACAGAAAAAGUUUCCCCCUCCUGUAGUUCACUCCCUCCCCUGCCAGUGGUGCUCCCUGUUGGUGAAACAGACACCCUGCCAGAGAGACCAGAGCUGUUUGUGGAAAGUCCAGAGGAGAAGGAGGAUGAAUUUGGUUAUAGCUGGAAGAAGAUUGUACAACGCUAUGGAAGUCUGGAUGGGGAGCUACACAUGAUAGAGCUAGAAAAAGGGAAGACCGGUCUAGGCCUAAGCCUUGCAGGAAACAAAGACAGAUCCAGAAUGAGUGUCUUUGUGGUGGGAAUUGAUCCAUGUGGAGCCGCUGGAAAAGAUGGCAGGAUCAUUGUUGGAGAUGAAUUAUUGGAGAUAAAUGGACAGAUUUUAUAUGGCCGCACUCAUCAGAAUGCCUCCUCAAUCAUCAAAUGUGCACCUUCAAAAGUCAAGAUUAUUUUCAUCAGGAAUACAGAUGCACUCAACCAGAUGGCUGCUGGACCUGUGAAAGAAUCAGCGCCUGACAACUCAAAAUCCCACACAGAGGAACUUUAUACUGAAGUAUCAUCAGCAGUGAACGUUGAUUUGUUUAAAUCCAUCCAACAUGUCUUACUCCCCAAGGAUCAAGGGAGCUUAGGAAUCGCAAUCAGUGAGGAAGAUACAAAGAAUGGUGUGAUGAUAAAGAGUUUAACAGAGCAUGGUGCAGCAGCAAAAGAUGGAAAGAUCAAAGUAGGAGACAAAAUCUUGGCAGUAGACGAUGAAACUGUUGUUGGCCAUCCUGUGGAAAAGGUAAUUACUUUGCUUAAAAAGGCAAAGAGUACUGUGAAGUUGACGAUAAGUUCAGAAGAUCCAGCCUCACAGUCACCCUCUGGAAUGUCAACUGCCAGUGCCUCUGAUAUGAAGAGCACCAAGCCCUCUGCAGUGACAUCAGCUGCAGUGGGUACACCAGAAUCUGACCCACUCAGAAAUGCAAGCAGAUCCUCUACUCCUGCCACUCUAGUAUCAGACCCUGCCACCUGUCCCAUUAUCCCAGGAUGUGAAACCACCAUUGACAUUUCUAAGGGACGAACAGGCCUUGGGUUGAGCAUCGUAGGAGGAGCUGACACACUACUGGUAUAAUUAGUUGUUUGUAUG
This is a messenger RNA of Acipenser ruthenus (sterlet), 2113 nucleotides long. Its product is annotated as multiple PDZ domain protein-like. Gene Ontology annotation, molecular function: protein binding. Lineage: Eukaryota; Metazoa; Chordata; Actinopteri; Acipenseriformes; Acipenseridae. The record is from RefSeq and is a predicted model, not a curated record. The coding region runs from base 416 to 2098 and encodes 560 amino acids. The transcript is spliced from 17 exons.